CGCUUCCUCAGUGAGCAGCGCCUCCCGGGCCCAGAGGAGUCUGUAAGGGGCUCCGGUGGAUGUUGGUUAACACCGUCACAAAACGCUCAGCCUGACCCACGCGCAGGGCUGUCCUCCCCCCAGGAAGGGGGCCUGGGGAGAGCACCAACCAGGGCCUGGAUCCGCGGGUACCGGGAGGGGCCACCGGGAAGCCGGCGCAGGGCACUGCAUGCGACACCGCUUCCCGCUCCGCUCCUCAAUUUGCGGCGCUGUCGUAAAGACGCGGACCGGGAGGCGCGGCGUUGCUUUACGGCCGAUGCCGUGUUCCGCGCUCUGAUUGGCUCCGCCGGGCCGCGGCGCGCUCUGAUUGGCCCCGCGCGGGGCCGGGGGCGGUUUGAGCGGUAGCGCCCGGCGCGGUGGCGGCUCCGCAACUGAGGCACGAUGCUGCCCCUGUCCCUGUUGAAGACGGCGCAGAACCACCCUAUGCUGGUGGAGUUGAAGAACGGAGAGACGUACAACGGGCACCUGGUGAGCUGUGAUAACUGGAUGAACAUCAACCUGCGGGAGGUCAUCUGCACGUCCCGGGAUGGAGACAAGUUCUGGAGGAUGCCAGAGUGCUACAUUCGUGGCAGCACGAUUAAAUACCUGCGUAUCCCUGAUGAAAUAAUUGACAUGGUGAAAGAAGAGGUGGUGUCCAAGGGCAGAGGCCGUGGUGGGAUGCAACAGCAGAAGCAACAGAAGGGCCGUGGUGUUGGAGGUGCUGGACGAGGUGUGUUUGGUGGCCGUGGCCGAGGAAUACCAGGCAGUGGAAGAGGCCAGCAGGAAAAAAAGCCAGGCAGACAAUCGGCAAAGCAAUGAGAGGUUGUCUGCGCCUUGGCCGAGGACAGUGCUGCACCGCUGUUUGGUUUUGUCACCUCAGGAUUGCCAUGUGUUCAAAAGCAUUACCUUUCUACUCUUCCGCCAGUUGAUCAGUGCCCGAAUCGUGUCGUUUGGAAGCCCCUCGCAAUUUAAUCUGGUAAAGGGGAGUUAUUUGCUCCUUGUAGUCAACAAGUCAUUGGCAAUACUUAAAAAAAAAAAAAAGUCAUUCAUGGGUAAGGACUGAAGUUCUGCCUUCUCCUGAGGGUGAAAAUACUAUUUAAUUUUUCAGGGUCACCAGGUUUAAUUUAAAAGAUCAUCCUGUACAGUGGUAUAAGAACGAAGGCACACACUUUCUGGAUUGGUUGGAUAUUUUUUUUUUUUUAACACUUGAAACUUGGGAAACUUGUCACAUUUGUAACAGGUGCAAGUGUUUUGGUUUAAAAACACUGAACUUUGAGGAUGUUGUAUCUUUACACGAAUAGUCUUAAGGGUUUGGGUUUGUUUUUUUUUAAAAAAACAACAAACUUUUAAGCUAUUGCUUAUCUUCUUUUUCUGGCCAGCUAGUUCUGUCUCCUGUCUUCUGGCUUGAAGGAGAACUUAGGAUGAACAUUGCAUUGGCCUUCAAGGGUUCUUUCCAAGGGAGCUUUGUGAUAAAAGGUUUUCCCAGUUAGUCUAUUACUAAUUUGACUUCAGAUUAGAGGUUUCCUUUACAGGAAAGGGUUUUCUGUGUUUUCUUGCAGAAGGCCGAUGUGCCCCUUAGUCUUCAUGGGUGGAUAAUUUUUUUUUUUCUGAAAAGCAACCUAGCUGCUGAUUUUAUUUUUUUUUUCUCCCCGCUUUGAAAAUUCUCUCCCUUGUGCCUGUGACACAAAGUCCUCCUGAACCCUGACAGUAUUUCUCAAGCUUAUUUCUUCUGGUACCUAGCGACUGACUUCACUAUACGUACUUGUCAUUCCCUUUUCUAGUCACUGAUUAUCCUUCCCUGGGGACACAGACCAGUGUGUGAGCAUGUCCCCCAGACCAGUGUGUGAGCAUGUCCCCCCACCCCUGUAAGUUAAAGCUCUCGUGAAUUCCCAGGUCGGGUUGAUCCAGUCUUCCAUCCCACGGGGUGCCAGGGUCCCAGGAGCAAAAUGCACCCGCAAAAUAUCCUGGCUGAAUUGAAUGGGAUGCCUGCAUGGGGGCACAGGGGGAAGCCAGAGGCUCUGGCUGUGCCUCAACCCCCUGAAAGGAUGAAAUAGCUUCAUUUUAGGGGACAAGCUGAUAUUGUGACUUCUUCUGAAUGGAUUUUUUGAGUUUGGUUUGGUUUUGGUUUGCAACCUAUUUUGAAUUCCUGUAUUGAAGCCUACUCUGCCAUCACCACUGUGUUGAAAAUGAGUAAAGAACAUGCUUUUAUAUA
Messenger RNA from Falco peregrinus (peregrine falcon), 2230 nucleotides. It is a transcript of the gene LSM4, whose product is annotated as LSM4 homolog, U6 small nuclear RNA and mRNA degradation associated. The coding region runs from base 421 to 837 and encodes 138 amino acids. Gene Ontology annotation, molecular function: U6 snRNA binding. The record is from RefSeq and is a predicted model, not a curated record. Gene Ontology annotation, biological process: nuclear-transcribed mRNA catabolic process; P-body assembly; mRNA splicing, via spliceosome. Gene Ontology annotation, cellular component: spliceosomal tri-snRNP complex; P-body; U6 snRNP. Lineage: Eukaryota; Metazoa; Chordata; Aves; Falconiformes; Falconidae. The transcript has 5 exons.